Molecule: messenger RNA, 894 nt
Organism: Zymoseptoria tritici IPO323
Lineage: Eukaryota; Fungi; Ascomycota; Dothideomycetes; Mycosphaerellales; Mycosphaerellaceae
Exons: 2
Molecular function (GO): RNA binding
Source: RefSeq, a predicted model, not a curated record
GACGAUGAUGAGGACGACGAAGCAGAAGCAAACACACCACCACCCAAACACGAAACCGAGACAGCAGCAGACGACGAGCUUCAGAAAGCCAACCGCACGGUCUUCCUCGGGAACGUGUCGACUUCUGCUAUCAUAUCAAAGGUCGCUCGCAAAGCACUGCUCUCACACCUUGCCUCCUUCUUCACCGACCUGCCCGAGACGAAGAAGGGCGAUGCGAAGCCCAAAGUGGAAUCACUCCGUUUCCGCUCGACUCCGUUCGCCUCAGCCAUUCCUAAAAAGGCUGCUUUCGCCAAGAAGGAGCUCAUGGACGCCACGACCAAGUCGACCAACGCAUAUGCUGUCUACUCGACCCCGGCGCUCGCACGUGAAGCCUGCACGCGGCUCAACGGAACGUCAGUACUCGCACGCCACAUGCGUGUGGACUCAGUUGCCCAUCCCGCAAAGGUCGACAACCACCGCUGUAUCUUCAUUGGCAACCUCGGAUUCCCCGCCGACGUCGAAGAGGGCCUCUGGCGCACAUUCAGCAAAUGUGGAACCGUCGAAAGCGUUCGUGUGAUCCGUGAUAGCACCACACGAGUCGGCAAAGGAAUCGCAUACGUCCAAUUCACCGAUGAGAACGCGGUUGAGGCCGCCCUCCUCUACAACGAGAAGAAAUUUCCGCCCAUGCUGCCUCGCAAACUGCGUGUCACCCGUGCGAAAGCCAUCAAGAGGAACGCCAAACCCGGCUCCGGUCGUCCAACAACUAAAUCUCGCGCAACGGGCUAUCAACGCAAGUACACAAGCGAGGAAGCUUCGCAAAUGGGACGCACGAGCAAAUUGUUCGGACGUGCUGCGGCUGCACAGCAGGCCAAGUCUACGCCGAGACCGAAAGGUACGGCGGCUAAUAACACGCCG